GCGAUCGAGCACUGAAUGUUAUGGCCGGCGCCGGCGAUAAAUUCGGUUUCAAGUUUUUCCGUAGCGUGAGCGUCAAGUUCGAGAGGCAAUGGAAGGUUGGCCGGUCAGAAAUUUUUUGGAACAAAAUGAGGGAGAAGAAAAUCGCAGAAAUAGAAGCCAAAGAAGCGUGCAAAUGGCUAAGAGCCGCCGGAUUUCCACAGUACGCGCAAAUGUAUGAAGAUUUGCAAUUUCCCAUAGACGUGAACGGCGUACAAAAAGACCAUCCGUUUCUAGACCUAGACUCGUUACAAUCGUUGUUCAGGAGACUGCACGCCUUGAACCGUUGUGCAAACAUGAAAUUGGAUUUUGUGCCAAAACACGCAGUGAUCAAACGCCGUUUUUUAAUCUAUCGAUUUUCCCUUUGGUUCGCGCAGAUUAUAGACAUGGCUUCGAUGCAACAACGGAUGAAGGAACUCAACUGCGUGGACGUGACACCGCCAGAUUCGCCGGUGACCGACGACCACAUAAAGUCCAAACGGUUCUUGGCCAAACCCGAGUCGCUGGACUCGCUGGCAUAUUCCGAUUCAGAAUUGUCGUGGAGAAAUGAGUACACGGACGCAAACAGCAACAACACYAAGCCACUGUUGGAUUUCAUGGCUUUUGGCGGAAGUAAYGACUUUUCAUCUCCCAACGGCAGCCAAGACAGCCGCACGUACAAAAACAAAUACAACGACAGCGUGGAUUCGGUUUCGAGCGYAGUGCAAGACAGCGAUCAAGAACUAGCCACCAAAUCAAAAGGGUCAGUUGUUCGGUGGCAUAGUUUUCAAAAGACCAAACAUCGACCGAAUGCCUUGGYCGCCGGACAAAUGGUCGGGUCGCUCACGGUUGGCCAGCUGUUAGUGUUGCGGAAGUUCGCUCUUCUGAAGCUGACCGCCAUCAUGGAACGGUAUUGUCCGACACACCGGACCGGAUGGAACUGGGAACUGCCAAAGUUUAUGCGCAAAACCAAAAUGCCCGAUCCCAAAGACAAGACYGUUUUCGGCGUUCCGCUGAUCGCCAACGUUCAAAAAUACGGUUCGGCACUACCACCGUUCGUCCAGUCCGCUUUUCGGUGGCUCGAAGACAACGCUCUCGACCACGUGGGGUUGUUCCGGAAGCCCGGCGUCAAAUCCCGAAUACAGCGCCUAAAGCAACUGGCCGAAGCCGACCCGAAAGACAUGUCAGAAGACGUCAUGAGUCAGUGUCACUUCAGCUAUAUGGACGAGAGCAUACCAAUAAGCCUGGAAGAACUAGGCGCGGAAAUGGGUCACGACUGGAGAGGUUACCUGAACGUGUGUACUUCGGCGUUGCUUAAAGAAGCUAAAGACAAGAACAGGGGAUGGAUCGCCGUGGGCAGUUUCGAGAACGUCGACAUAUCGUACAAAAAAGUGGGUGACGGACACCCGUUGCGGCUGUGGCGGGUGUGCACGGAAGUGGAGGCGCCACCCACCGAGGUGCUCGCCCGGAUCCUGUGGGAACGGCACGUGUGGGACGCGGACCUGGUGUCGGCCAGGGUGGUGGCCAAGAUGGACGCGCGCGCCGAUCUGUACCAGUACGCGGUCGCGGCCAUGGCCCCGCACCCGGCCAAGGACUACUGCGUGGUCAGRUCAUGGCGGACCGAUCUCAACCGGGGCGGUUGCGCGGUCGUCGAGACGUCCGUCGAACACCCUGACGCCAAGCAGCCGGCCGCUGGAGCGGUCCGCGGCAUCGUGCUUGCCUCCAGGUACCUGAUCGAACCAUGUGGUUCGGGACGGUCACGUGUUCUGCAUUUGUCGCGGGUCGACACCAAGGGCAGGACCUGCGAGUGGUACAACAAGAUAUACGGACACAUCACUUCCAAAUAUUUGUCUGCAAUACGAAAAUCUUUCGAACACUCUGCUGACGGUCCCGAGAGCAAAGUAUGACUCGGCCUUCGAUUAUUAUUAUAACGGUUUUGUUUGUUUUUUUUUCCAAUUAUUGUUGUUCUUGUUUUUUAUUAUUAUUGUUGUCAUUGUUAUCGCACUCCCGUAAAUGAUUUCAAAGUUUGCGUCGACACAAUAAUAACAUAUACCUACCAUUAAAUAUUAAUUAUAUUAAUUAUUAAUAGGUACCGCUAAAAAUAUGUGUAAUAUAAUUUUCAAUAUUGUACAUAAUUAUGAGUUAGGUAUACGAUCGGACGUCGRGUCGUCGCGUUCAAAUAUUAUAUGUUUGUAUCGUUGUAUUAUUAUAUAAUUUUUAUAUUAUUAUUAUUAUUUUAUUUUUAAUGCUCUACACUAUAUACAAAAUAUUAUUAUAAUUAAAACCUCCAGACCACGUUGUUAAACUGAACAGUAGACUGAUCGCGGUACGUAUAUCCACGCACCCCUGUCCCCCUCCUCCCGACAUCCUAGAAAAACAC
Molecule: messenger RNA, 2395 nt
Organism: Diuraphis noxia (Russian wheat aphid)
Lineage: Eukaryota; Metazoa; Arthropoda; Insecta; Hemiptera; Aphididae
Gene: cv-c
Product: RhoGTPase activating protein
Biological process (GO): signal transduction; regulation of Rho protein signal transduction; actin cytoskeleton organization
Molecular function (GO): lipid binding; GTPase activator activity
Source: RefSeq, a predicted model, not a curated record